Messenger RNA from Musca domestica (house fly), 2073 nucleotides. RefSeq lists its product as uncharacterized. Lineage: Eukaryota; Metazoa; Arthropoda; Insecta; Diptera; Muscidae. The record is from RefSeq and is a predicted model, not a curated record.
UGAGUUUCAUAAUUUUUGUCAAUAUACAAAUAGAACAAACAUUCGGUUCACUUCAAACGUCUUUAUUUUCGCCGAAAUUGCAUAAUUUUUGGUCAACUACAUUUCUUGAGCGUCAUUUAAUAUCCCUGGGACUGAGUGCGCUGAAAUGGCAACGGUUAAAUUUCGCCAAUUAAUUGACAUGGCAAUUGGAUCGCCAGAACCGGGACAUGUGAAUUUCUAUGCUCUACAUUGCCUUCUGAAUUGCAUUGCGGAAAAGCUGAAUAUUCUCGAUGACCCCAUUGAAUAUUCAAAAUAUGAAUCUAUGAUUAUGUGCUCUGCAUCUGCCAAAGUAUUCAAUCAAGAUAUAAAGAAUUGUUUUAAUUGUGGCGUAAGAACAGAAGGAGGAUCCGACCGAGAGAGUCAAAACAAUGAAGAAUUAAAAGGAUCGGCAACGGAAGUCACUCCUGGGCCCAUUACGACGCCUGUUGAAAACGAGAACCCACAGGAAGUCGCUCCCGGGCCCAUUGCAACGACUGUUGAAAACGAGGAACCACAACUUCAUGAAAUUGUUGCCGAGGUUGUUGCCAUUUCUCCUCUUCCAGAAGAAAUUGAAGAAGUUGUCCGUAAUUCUGGGACAACAAAGAAAAAUAACAAUCCUACACCAUCUGUUAUAUCUGAUGAAAAUAUGAAAGGACCCUCCUCUGAAAGAAAACAAUCCAAUGAUUAUUCUUCUAAUUAUCGCACAUCCAAGAUAGAGGGACUUGAAAGUAAAGUUGCGGAAUUCGAGGAUCUAUUCGUUGGUGUGACAAUCAUGAAGGACCAAUUGAUGUUGGCUAUCGAACAACUACUACUUUUGACAUUUCUAACCCUUAGCAAAAAACCAGAUGAACAUAGAAUACAUCAACUUUUAGACAUAACGAAGGCACUUCGCGUCGCACGCACCGAGAAUAUCAACAUCAAAAGUUCUCAUCGUUUUGACAUACCCGAAAUACAUUCGUUAGAAUGGCAUUUGUCCGAUUUAGAACUGGGGGAAGGUGUAACAGAGCAGGAUAUUUUGGAGGCACAGUCAUCGUGCACAAGAGCCACUGAACCAAACACUGGAGAGAAACAAUUCAGUCAACACGAUCUAGACGGAUGUUGUUACUCGCCCGGAAAAAUGCUUGACCAGUUAUUGGAACUAAAGGGCGAUUUCUGCACACUCACUAAUAAAGUAAACGAGAUCACGGCAAGGCUGGUCAAGCAGGAACGCCAACAAGCCAUGAUACUUAUUGAAGAGCUCCAGGAGCAAAUGCGCGAUGUCAGAUUCAAUGUAAACAAUUUAACGGAACGACUCGAACGAUCAGACAUCCGUUUGACGAACAACACUCUAAACCUGGAGAACGUCAAGAGGAGUAUUGACUCACUCGUCAGCGAAAAAGUGAGCAAGGCCGAGGUAGAUAUAAUGUUUGCCGAUAAGGUUGACUACGACCAACUGCAGAGAAAAGUAUCACUUGAUCAACUGCUUGAAGUGCAGUGCCGCAUAGAUAAACGUUUCUGCGAAGCUUUCAAACAGAUCAAGGACGCGGACAAAAGACUCGAAGAGACUGCUGAAACUUUGCGCCAAACUCUGGGAUUUGCAUCCAUUGACCGUAUACUGCAAGAAUUCAAGCAGAAAGUCGAAUUAGAAAUUCAAUCAAUACGCGUCUUGUUGCAAAAGUAUGUGGAUGCAACGAACGACGAUUGUGCUGCAGCGGGAGCUCGUAUCAAAGUCCUACAGGACCUGGCUUGUUUGUCGUGCGAUACCACUUGUGUUAUGCGCACCAUGGAGAAAACUAAUGUGGCCAAACUACCCAGUGCACAUGUCUCUCAAAGUUUAAGUCCUCUUAUCACAUACGAGUUGGGCGCCAUUCGCAAAAACGGAGGUCUUCCGCAGACACGACAUGCCGGCGGUGUUCAUACAACCAGUACAGCACGGGAACGGGUCGACAAGGUUUUGCUCAGUGGAAAAUAACACCAACUAUGGUUUAACAUUUAAAUUAUGUCCAUUUCAUUUUAUUUGUUUAUCGGUAUUUACUGUUGAAAAAUAAAUAAUUCGACACGGCAUUUGAAAAUGGA